AUGGUCGGUGAAAUACAUUCGUUCCUGCUCGUUGCGUCUUGCACACUCGUGUCUUCUUCUAGACCGCACAUAAUUUUCAUCCUAGCCGAUGACUUGGGUUGGAGUGAUGUUGGAUAUCACGGUUCGGUCAUAAAAACGCCACACAUUGACGCGUUGGCAUCGGAGGGAGUGAAAUUGGACAAUUAUUAUACGUCAUUGCUAUGUACACCGUCGAGGAGCCAAUUGAUGACUGGUAGAUACGAGAUCCACACUGGAUUACAACAUCGUACAAUUGAUAUGAUGCAACCGCUGUGUCUGCCCAUCGACGAAACCAUCCUACCACAGAAGCUGAAAGACCGCGGAUAUGCCACUCACAUGGUAGGAAAAUGGCAUCUGGGCUUUUACAGACAAGAAUGUUUACCGAAUAAUAGGGGUUUUGAUACAUUUAUGGGAUUUUACCAGGCCAUGGGCGACUACUAUUACCAUAAUGUCAGUACCGGAAAAUUCAAUGGCUGGGAUUUUCGACGAGACAAUGACGUCAUCGCUGAACGGUAUGCAGGUCAAUAUUCAACCCACGUGUUUGCAGAUGAAGCUCGGGAUAUAAUAAGCAAACAUAACCCGGAUGUACCGCUGUUUCUGUUUCUCUCAUUCCAAGCCAUCCACUUCCCGCUACAAGUGCCAUCACGAUACGCCGACAUAUACAAUACACUCAUUCCGAAUAGUGCCGAUAGACGCACGUACGCAGGCAUGGUAACAUGUAUGGAUGAAGCAGUCGGUGGCGUCGUCGCCACCUUGAAGCACAGUGGUUUGUGGGAGAACAGCGUGCUUGUAUUUUCAACAGACAAUGGUGGAAUUCAUUCUCUCGGUGGUAACUGGCCUUUGAGAGGUGGUAAAGCGUCAUUGUAUGAGGGCGGUGUCCGUGGCGUGGCGUUCGUUACUAGUCCGUUGCUGCCCAGCCGAGUGCGUGGUACGAUUAACAAGGAACUGCUGCAUAUGACGGACUGGUUUCCUACCUUGGUUCGAUUGGCUGGUGGCCAUCUGAUGGGUAACAAACGAUUAGAUGGAUACAACCAAUGGGAUACAAUCAGUCAAGAAACUCCUUCUCUGCGGAACGAAAUAUUGCUGACUAUCAACCCACUGAAGAGGAAGCCGAAUCAUUUCGUUGACGACCCGUAUGCUGACACUGAUAGUUUCGACAUCUUAAUGAGGGCGGCUAUCAGAGUUGGUGAUUGGAAACUGAUUACAGGACCAACUGGUAAUGGUAGCUGGGUAACUCCUGCCGAGUUUGGGUUCAACUCUCUUCAUCCCGAAGAACGUACACACUCUGUAGAACUAUACAACGUGAUCGCAGAUCCGAACGAACGACACGACUACUCACGUGACAGACCGGACAUAGUUGGCGCACUUCUGGAUCGGAUUGGUCACUAUUAUAAAACAUCAGUUCCUGUGCUCAACCCACCUCAAGAAGUUACGCGCGCCGACCCUGCUCUUCAUGGUGGGGCAUGGUCACCAUGGAGAUGA
Molecule: messenger RNA, 1500 nt
Organism: Saccoglossus kowalevskii
Lineage: Eukaryota; Metazoa; Hemichordata; Enteropneusta; Harrimaniidae
Product: arylsulfatase B-like
Molecular function (GO): sulfuric ester hydrolase activity
Source: RefSeq, a predicted model, not a curated record